Molecule: messenger RNA, 1281 nt
Organism: Pelodiscus sinensis (Chinese soft-shelled turtle)
Lineage: Eukaryota; Metazoa; Chordata; Testudines; Trionychidae
Source: RefSeq, a predicted model, not a curated record
AUGUGCACAACUGGCCAGUACUGUCCCCCUCCUCUGCCCACCCAACUUAUUGCAGAGCUGGUGAAAGCAGAAUUUGACAGGUUUCUUUUCUUUUUUUUUCAGGAGCUCUUUGUCCAGUAUUUAGCCACUUACUCCUACAAACAUGGCCGCGGGAAAGAGAAGAGAUCCCUAACCUAUAGUGAUCUAUCCCACACAGCAGAGGAAUCUGAAACGUUUCAGUUCCUUGCUGAUAUCUUACCAAAGAAGAUCCUUGCUAGCAAAUACCUGAAAAUGCUUGAAAGAGAGAAGAGGGAUGGAAAAGUGGAAGAUGAUGAAGAAGAUGAAGAUGAUGAUGACAAAGAGGAAGAGAGUGAGGAGGAAGAUGAUGAAUCUUAAUAGUAUCAAACAACUAGCUUUAUAGUUAGUCUCUUUCCUUCAGUAUAAAGUAUUGGUUUAGCUCUCUGUUUUUGUUUUUGUUUUCCCCAAGCUAAUCCACAUUGUUGAGUUUUGGGAGCUGGGAAGGCUUGUGACGGUUGGGAAUCCACCUGCUAGGUUUACCUAUCUGUUUGAGAGUUGCUGUCUUGUUUACUUUAAAUUGAAACAAUUAGAUAUUACAGUCCCCUUGAAGGAAGGAAUUCUUUCCUUUAAUAUGGAAAACCAGGGGAACUGUACAUACAGAUCUUUAGACAGAAUCAGCUCAAACUAUUUUAAAGUAACUUCUUCAGACAAUCAUCAUCCAAAUAGAGCCUUGUAAGCAACCCUCAUGCAUCAAUUCCAAAGGCUCUGGCUAGGUGGGACUCUUCUUGUAGCUAAUAGUUCUGCUUAAUGAGUGACGGGGGUUGCACAUACUUCAUCUACAAUUCUGAGAUCACCUCCACCUAUUGCCUAGCAUCCUGUUUGAACGCUCCCACUGCAUCAACCCCACAGAAACUGUAAUAUGGCUACCAUUGUAAUACAGUUUUAAAUCACCAAGUUUGCAAGAGAACAGGAUGCAGGCAUAGACCAGUUAUAAUCCGUGGUAUCACUCUGCAGUUGUAUUGAUUAGAAGUAUUAACUAAUUAUGUAAAUAUGUAUAUCUAGAUAUUUUGUCACUCAGAGGAUUCUACUUUUGUAGUUUACUGCCAAUAGUGCUCUACCUGUGAGGUUUAUUAAAUAUAGAUUGCUGUAUGUUGUAUGGCAAGAAAAAGAACUUUUUUUACCAUUUGAGUGGUAGAAUUGGCAUAUUUUUUACUACUGUAAAAAUGGAAAAUAGCCGGUGUAUUACAUUUUUUACAAUAAAUGUCUUUUAAAAGUGGAAAUUAA